AUGAAUUGGUCAUAUGAACCAUCACCACGUAUCAUCGAUCCGUUUAUUCUUCAUUUUCUUUCAUCAACAGUUGAACCACCACCUCCACUACCAUCAUCGAUUUUUUUUUACGAUCCUUUUCUUGUUGUGCCACCACCACCUGCUAUCAACAUUUCAUCAUCGUCAGAGGUUUCAACAACAAAAUUGGUUAUAUCUAAUCGUCAUCGGUUCACACCUGUUCAAUUAUUUACUCUUCAUCGAAUAUUUAUGCAACUGCCAUAUCCAUCAUUACAACAACGUCAUCUUAUUGCGGAACAUCUUGGUAUUGAUCUUGAACAAGUUCGUGUUUGGUUUUCUAAUCGUCGAUCAAGACAACGUGGUUCUAAUCAUCAAACAAAUCUUAUUCAACCAACAUCUGAUGAAUAUGUAAACAUAAAACAAAUAUUCGAUCAAUUAAAUCUAGUUAUUUAA
Rotaria sordida is the source of this 450-nucleotide messenger RNA. NCBI's taxonomy places the organism in Eukaryota, Metazoa, Rotifera, Eurotatoria, Philodinida, Philodinidae. The record is from the annotation of a GenBank genome assembly.